Messenger RNA from Eptesicus fuscus (big brown bat), 3201 nucleotides. RefSeq names its product MAPK associated protein 1 (gene MAPKAP1). Gene Ontology annotation, biological process: TORC2 signaling. The record is from RefSeq and is a predicted model, not a curated record. Gene Ontology annotation, cellular component: TORC2 complex; plasma membrane; cytoplasm. Bases 428 to 1996 code for a protein of 522 amino acids. NCBI's taxonomy places the organism in Eukaryota, Metazoa, Chordata, Mammalia, Chiroptera, Vespertilionidae. Gene Ontology annotation, molecular function: phosphatidylinositol-4,5-bisphosphate binding. The transcript has 14 exons.
UGGCGCGACUCGGGGCCACUGAGCUGCUACUCUGCCGGCGGGCGGCGGCGAGCAGCGGGGGCAUGAGGGCGAGCCCGGAAAGCGGCAGCUGAGCCGGCCGGGAGGAGCGCCAGUCCCCGAGGUUUCCGAGAGUUCGGGGCUAGGGCCGAGAGGCACAGAGGAGCCGGACCCUCCCCCCAGGAACGUGUCCUGGGCCGCCCCGGCCGGUAGUGUGGCAGCACCUUCAGAUUAGGAAGACUCAGGAUAAAUUACACAGCUGGUACAAGACAGAGCCAGGAUUCAAACCCAGGUGUGUUCGUGGAGGGUUUGAGAAGCACUGUACUGUACCGGGCUCCCUUUAACUGGAUCUUGGCACAUGGUAGGUGAGCCUGUGAAACAAUAUGAAGAGGAGAAAAUAGCCUUUUAAGGAAACUGGCCCACAGAAAGGAUGGCCUUCUUGGACAAUCCAACUAUCAUUCUAGCUCAUAUUCGACAGUCACAUGUGACCAGUGAUGACACAGGAAUGUGUGAGAUGGUUCUCAUUGAUCAUGAUGUUGACCUAGAGAAGAUUCAUCCUCCUUCAAUGACUGGAGACAGUGGGUCAGACAUUCAGGGAAGCAAUGGUGAGACUCAGGGCUAUGUAUAUGCCCAGUCAGUCGAUAUUACCUCAAGUUGGGACUUUGGUAUUAGAAGACGCUCAAAUACAGCUCAAAGAUUAGAACGACUUCGAAAAGAGAGACAAAACCAAAUCAAAUGCAAGAAUAUUCAGUGGAAAGAAAGAAAUUCUAAGCAAUCAGCCCAAGAAUUAAAGUCAUUAUUUGAAAAAAAGUCCCUCAAAGAGAAACCUCCAAGUUCUGGAAAGCAGUCAAUAUUAUCUGUACGCCUAGAGCAGUGCCCUCUGCAGCUGAAUAACCCCUUUAAUGAGUAUUCCAAAUUUGAUGGCAAGGGUCAUGUAGGCACAACAGCCACCAAGAAGAUCGAUGUCUACCUCCCCUUACACUCGAGCCAGGACAGACUGCUGCCAAUGACUGUGGUGACAAUGGCCAGCGCCAGGGUGCAGGACCUGAUCGGGCUCAUCUGUUGGCAGUACACAAGCGAAGGACGGGAGCCGAAGCUCAAUGACAAUGUCAGUGCCUACUGCCUGCAUAUUGCUGAGGAUGAUGGGGAGGUUGACACAGAUUUCCCCCCACUGGAUUCCAAUGAGCCCAUUCAUAAGUUUGGCUUCAGUACUUUGGCCCUGGUUGAAAAGUAUUCAUCUCCUGGUCUGACAUCCAAAGAGUCACUCUUUGUUCGAAUAAAUGCUGCUCAUGGAUUCUCCCUUAUUCAGGUGGACAACACAAAGGUCACCAUGAAAGAAAUCUUGCUAAAGGCAGUGAAGAGAAGAAAAGGAUCUCAGAAAAUUUCAGGCCCUCAGUACCGCCUGGAGAAGCAGAGUGAGCCCAAUGUCGCCGUGGACCUGGAGAGCACUUUGGAGAGCCAGAGCGUGUGGGAGUUCUGCCUGGUCCGCGAGAACAGUUCAAGGGCAGACGGGGUUUUUGAGGAGGAUUCGCAAAUCGACAUAGCUACAGUGCAGGAUAUGCUUAGCAGCCACCAUUACAAGUCAUUCAAAGUCAGCAUGAUCCACAGACUGCGAUUCACCACCGAUGUACAGUUAGGUAUCUCUGGAGACAAAGUAGAGAUAGACCCUGUUACGAAUCAGAAAGCCAGCACUAAGUUUUGGAUUAAGCAGAAACCCAUCUCAAUCGAUUCUGACCUGCUCUGUGCCUGUGACCUUGCUGAAGAAAAAAGCCCCAGUCACGCAAUAUUUAAACUCACGUAUCUAAGCAAUCAUGACUAUAAACACCUCUACUUCGAAUCUGACGCUGCUACCGUCAAUGAAAUCAUGCUCAAGGUCAACUACAUCCUGGAGUCACGAGCCAGCACUGCCCGGGCUGACUAUUUUGCUCAAAAACAAAGAAAACUGAACAGACGCACAAGCUUCAGCUUCCAGAAGGAGAAGAAAUCAGGGCAGCAGUGACCCUGGCCUCCAGCCUCAGUCUGCUCCGGCUCAGAGCUGCCUCCAGGGCCAGCUGGCCAGCGCCCCCCCCCCCCCCCCCGUCCUGCCGUCCUCAGGGCAGGCUGUGGGCUCCGGGGAAGGGCGGCACCCUUAGGACGCGGCUCUAAGUGGCAGGGCUCAGGCCAGGCGGCCGAGGGGAGCCGAGAUGUACAUAGCCAUGCCCACACAUUUCCUUACAACUUGAUCAAAUUUCUUGAAGAACAAAAAUGUACAUUUCUUUUUCCUUUUAAUAAACAGGUGUCCUCUUUAUCACGGUUGGUAUGACGGACCAUUCUUUGGGGCAGAGGAUUGAUUAUGUUAUUCGCUUUAAAAUCUGUUCCCAUAUUGAACAGGCAGAUUGGAAAAGCUGUGGCUCGAUUUCUCAGAAGGAAUGUUUAGGGCUUAGUCAAUAGCUUUAACUCUGCCAUUUGUUAAAUGAGCGCAGCGCUCUGAGGAGUCUCUUACUAAGGUUAGGAAGGGACUGGUGGUGUGUGUCCGGGGCGGCGCCAUUUCCCCUCUCAGCCUCUCCCCAGCGCGUCCCAGCACCUCCGACCUCAGGGGGAGCUGCGGGGGGCUGGUCUUCAGGUUCUGCCCGGCUCCCGCCAGAAGUGGUCUCCAUCCUUCAGUAGCAAGUGUCCAUUGCAACUAGCGAUUAGGCCCACGUGUGGGUUUUUCCUGGGCGCUUCUCCGCUCUCCACCACAUCGGGGAGCAGUGAGCAGUGGCGGGGCCAGGGAAGCCUGCUCCGGGCGGGAAGCACGGACGUCUGGCCGCGCAGCUGCCUCUGCGGUCCUCACCGGCUCCAGGUCCUCCCGGCGCCGUCCUCCCACUCCGGCCCAGGCUCAGGGACCAGGUGUAGCUGGAGGACCUGCAUUUCUAACCGUUUUCUAAAUGGUCCAGGAAGAGAUGUGACGAAGACCGCAUCUCAAAGUCGAGUGUGUUUCUUUGCACACGGGUCAUUUUAAUGACCUCCUCUGUCCUCCUGAGCUUUGUUCAGCCAACAGAAGCAGCCUUUUCUAACGUCUUCCACCCUCCCCCCAGAAACAAAAGAAAUACUAUUUGUAGCUUGCUAUCUGUAUUUGAAUUUUCAGCAAUUUUAUAUUUAGGUAUCUUUGAAAAAUGUAAAUGACUAAUUUGGUCAUUAAACCCUGUGACAUAUUCAAUAUUAAAAUAAAAGCCCUAUACAUGC